GCCAACUGCCUUUGCUCCUGUCCUCACAGCAUCCAGGAACAUUUCGAUGUCUUCCAACUGUCUCCCUUGUCAAUCAAGGUGAGACUCAGAGUUUGAAUAUAACAGACACUGUCCAUAUUUGAAAACAUGAAGGUUCGGAAGGGCCCCCGGCUUCUCCUCCUCUUGCUCAGAUGCCGGGGCUCCAAUCUUCAUCAGCCUCUUCUAAUUACGCCAAGAAAUCCUUUUUUGGAGCCUGGUUCUCCCUAUCUUGCCUGAACUAGAAGUUCAGUGGACACUUGUGAACUCGAUCCCAAUAGGGCUGACCUAGAUGCUUUCCCCUCCUCUCAGCCCACUCCUCCGUAGGCAGCCUGAUGACACUCCACUCGCCAGGAACACCCAACUCCAGAACUCAAGGAAUCCACGCUGCUUAAUCAAAGCAACAUACCCGUCUUGGUUUCUCUGGGCUCUUGGGCCUGUGUUCCAAAGUUCCCAUUCAGCUCUGAUUUUUUGGUUGACAAUGUUUGAAAGUCCUCUAGCCAGCCACAGACUCGGUUAUCGUUAGUUGCUAAGCCAGAAUCCUUUCCCUCUUGGGACCUCAUAUUGGGAGGCAUCUUGCUUGUGGCUCCCUGGGGUCCCCUUAGGUCUGAGGCUGCCCCUGAAUGCAUUUUUUCCUGAUGGAUUUUGGCCAUGGCCGUCCUUUCAGGACAAGACUGCUGGAUUGGUUUCCUGCCUUCGUCUUCCCUUUUGGUUCUAACAAACCCAUUCUCUCUUUCGGCAGUGAUGCCCCAGGAUGUGGAACUACUUGACCCUGUUGCUGCUGUCGGCACUGCUCCAGGCCUCCCCUGAGAGGGAAGCCACCCAUCACUGCCCUCAGGUCUGCAUCUGUAACAGCGUCAAGAAAUCCGUCUUGUGCCAGAACCAGAACCUCACCAAAGUGCCAGCCUCCGCCCCCCAGCUGACUCAGAAACUGGAUCUGCGAGGCAACGCUUUCGAGGUGCUCCCCGCCCGGGCCUUCCAGCCGCUCCUCUACCUGACCCACCUGGAUCUGCAGGCGUGCCAGCUGAGGCAGGUGCACAAGGGGGCCUUCCAGGGCCUGCUGCUCCUGUCCUACCUCAACCUGGCCUCCAACAACCUCUCGGUCCUGCCCAGAGGGGCCCUGGAUGGGCCCAUUCUCCUGAGGCAGCUGGUCCUGGAGAACAACCGGCUGAAGGAGAUCCAGCCGGGGACCUUUGGCCAGCUGCCCUUCCUCAGCCUCCUCAACUUGGCUCACAACAGCCUGGAGUCCCUGCCCGACGGGGCUUUCCAGGGGCUGCCGCGGGCCUGGUGGCUGCGGCUGUCCCACAACGGCCUCCGCGAGCUGGCCCCGGAAUCGCUGGUGGGCCUGGCGCGCCUGCGCAGGCUCAGCCUGGACCACAACGAGCUGGAGGCCCUGCCCUGGGAGGCACUGGCGCCCCUGCGUGGCCUGGUGCACCUGGAUCUGGGCCACAACCCGCUGAACUCCCUGGCCGAGCAGGAGGGCCUGGCCCUGCCCGAGCUGCGCUACCUGACCCUGGACGGCGCCUCGCUGCAGGGAGUCCGGCCGGCCGCGCUCUCCCGCUGUCCCCGCCUCUACACCGUGGAUCUCCGGGACAACCAGCUGGAGACGCUGCCUCCGCUGCAGGGCCUGGACAGGCUGCACAAGCUCAACCUGAGCGGGAACCCGCUGCGCUGUGACUGCGCCGCCCGGCCCCUGCGCGACUGGGCUAUCAGGAACUGGGUGACGCUGGACGGGCUGUGCCGCGAGCCUAGCCUGCUCAGAGGGCAGCGGCUGGCGUGGCUACGGGAAGAGGACCUGCGGUGUCAGGGGCUGGGGGGGCUGGGGGGGACCCGGGGCCCCCCAGGGGCCCCCAAGGACACCGCCCAGCCCUGCCCCUUGGCUUGCACCUGCUCCUCGCUUUCCCGCCACAGUAGCUGUGAGAACAAGGGCCUCAUGCUCAUCCCCUCUCGGUUCCCCAACGACACGCGCCUCCUGGAUCUGAACUGGAACAAGUUUACUUCGGUGCCUCGGUUCGCCUUCCGACGCUUGGGUCGGCUCGUGUCGCUGCACCUGCAGCACUGCCAGGUGGCCCGCGUGGCCCCAGGGGCCCUCAGUGGCUUGGGCCAGCUGGUCUACCUCUACCUCUCGGACAACCGGCUCUCGGAGCUCAGCGCCGCCGCCCUGCAGGGCGUCCCCCGCCUCCGAUACCUGUACCUGGACGGCAACCGCUUCACCCGGGUGCCUCGGGCCGUGCUGUGGGCUCUGCCCAGCCUGGUGGGCCUCCACCUGGAGCGCAACGCUCUCCACCACCUGGCCCUGAGCGACUUCGCCGGCGCCCCCAGCCUCCGUUGGCUCCACGUGAACGGGAACAACAUCUCUCGUGUCACGCCUGGCCCAGCACCGAGGUUGGAGGGCCUUUAUCUGGGCGGCAAUCGGCUGGGCGCCGUGCCGACGGGGGCUUUGGGGGGGCUGCCCGCCCUCCGGGAGCUGGAGCUGUCAGGCAACCCCCUGGCGGCCCUGCAGGAAGGAGCCUUCCUGCCUGUGGCCCGCACCUUGCAGCACCUCCACCUGAGCGGCACCCAGCUCCGGCAGAUUUCUCCGGAGGCCUUGGCCGGCCUGGAGCCCGGGCUCAGGAGCCUGUAUCUGGAGGAGAAUCAGCUGCAGACGCUGCCGGCCAUGGAGGCCUUUUCCCAGCUGGAGGUCGUGGACCUCGGCGAGAACCCCCUGCACUGUGACUGCCAGCUGCUCCCGCUGCACAGGCGGCUCGCUGGCCAGAACCUACCUGGCGAGGCCACGUGCGAAUCCCCGCCCAGUGCUCAGGGCCAGAAGGUGAAGGAGGCGGCUGCUGUCUUUGAGGCCUGCCUAGAGAAGGAGCCCCUGGACCCGCCGGCCUCCCGGCAGGACGUGACGGAAACUCCCGGGCAAAGGAGUCAGCGGGCGGCCGCUGGGGCUGGCGGCCAGCCAGGCCUGUCCUAG
Messenger RNA from Gracilinanus agilis (Agile Gracile Mouse Opossum), 2971 nucleotides. RefSeq names its product chondroadherin-like protein. Gene Ontology annotation, cellular component: extracellular matrix; membrane. Gene Ontology annotation, biological process: toll-like receptor signaling pathway; immune response. The record is from RefSeq and is a predicted model, not a curated record. Gene Ontology annotation, molecular function: protein binding; transmembrane signaling receptor activity. Lineage: Eukaryota; Metazoa; Chordata; Mammalia; Didelphimorphia; Didelphidae. The transcript has 4 exons. The coding region runs from base 770 to 2971 and encodes 733 amino acids.